Messenger RNA from Triticum urartu, 1859 nucleotides. RefSeq lists its product as uncharacterized. NCBI's taxonomy places the organism in Eukaryota, Viridiplantae, Streptophyta, Magnoliopsida, Poales, Poaceae. The record is from RefSeq and is a predicted model, not a curated record.
UGUGACAAGCCUAACCAACAACACCCCGUUCCGUCAAAUCUAGAUUCUGCCCUAGAAUCGAAUAUGAUGGCUCUUGAUAUAGAUCCGCUGGAUGUUGACAUUGAUCCGCGGAUAUUAGGAAUAGUGGAUGUUGGCCUAGAUCCGAAGAAGACAUUGGAUUUUGCCGUACUUCAAAUUCUCCGCUGCCGCUUCAUCCUACCGCCUGGAAGACCUACGAAGGAGUUUCUUAAAGUCUUGAAAAGCAAUCGUGGCGUGAUUCUUCCUCCGCUAAAUGUCAUUCGCCACAAGAAAAAGGAUCUUGUGGAAACCGCAUGGGGUUGGAAGAGGCUGUUGCCGUGGAUGCGUGGUUCUGUUCUCUUCGAGGAUUAUUUUACUUACCUUCAGCAGUAUUAUCAGAAGAAUAUCAAAGGUGUUUAUGAAUCUUUCAAGCUGGAAGACCAGAACUUUGAAGAUCCUUCUGCAGUUGCACAUCUCAACGCUGCAGCAGCCACUGGGUGUUUGGAGGCAGAGCAUAUGUUAUCUGGCAUCCUUGAUGACGAUCCUGAACUGAAUAAAAAGAUAGUGGAAGAAGCAAGUCGUUUCGAGAAUGGAGCUUCUACACUCACUGUUCCAGCAACAUCCAUCGUUCCAGCUGCUUGCUUUAUGUGUAUCACGGAGGAGGCUAAGUUGAUGUAUGUAUUGUGCACCACGAAGGCUGAUGAGUUUCCAGUUGAACUGAGGCAAGAGAAACUUGAGUUUUGCACUGAGGUCCGGCGGGUUGCCUUAUAUUUUCUGACCACAGGGCAUGAAAAUGGAGACUUCUACUGCACAUGCUCACUUGCUUGCUCCAGAAGCUAAGCGAGCCGAGCAAAAGCUUUACCUUUCUGAAGAAAUCCGACAUAGUUUGCUGAAACUUUUGAUCCUUAUUCAAGAACGAUUUCCUCCUGGAUCUCAUAUCGACUAUGAUCCGAUUGCACGUGUUCGUACUGCUUUGAAGAAGCACCAAUCAAAUGAGGUUUCUCCUGAUGAUAUUCCCAUUCCUAAAACUCUCACCAACAGUGCUGCUCCAUUGCCACGGAACCUAUCUGAACCAUGCAAUGAAUCUGAAAGUGCAGAUGUGAUUGCUGGCAGUCCUAACAACAUUGUUUUGGGUGCCACUCCAUCAUGGUCUCUAUCUGAUUAUGAAUCUGACCAAAGCAACACGAGCGGCAAGACAAGGAAGAGCAUUGGAGGGAUCUUAGACAGUGUAACUCUGGAGGAUUUGGGUAUUCAUAUUACCAGUGGUGACGUUGUGGCUCAUGCUGAUACCAUACCUGUUCACUCGAGUGGCGAAUCUGAUGACAAAAAUAACAAGGACAAAAAGAGAAGCAAAAGCGCUGUAAAGAUCCAGGGCAUGCUAGGAAAUGCAGAUGAUGAGAGCUGAUAAUCGUAAUGAAGGAGCAGCGCUGAUAAUAAUCUACUAAAAAGAUUGGCCAAGUCGACAUAGACUAUCUCUUGGGCUGCAGUACUUUGUGUUAUAGUAAACGAUUUUAUCCACCCAAGCUGAACCCUAUUGUUUUUGGUGUUAAUCUCUCCUUUGUGCUGCAGUGUUGUUCACUGGUGUCCUACAUUUCCUGUGUUUUUGAAUCAAAUAUGCUUGGUUCUAUCUACUGAAUUGAGUCAAAUAUGCUUAGUUUUAUGAGUUUGAACUGCAGAGAAGCCUCGUCUACCAAUCAGUGUUAGGCCCUCAGUGGCCGGUUUGGCAUGCUUUUUAGGUGGUUCUGAGUCAGCCACUUACAGGUGUAGCUGCUUUAAAUUACUUUUUGUUAUGGGGCAUAUGUAUUCAUAUGCCACCAUUGUACAUGCCCUUAUCUGGUUAAAAACAUCGCCUCGAGCACCAU